This is a messenger RNA of Mytilinidion resinicola, 756 nucleotides long. RefSeq names its product NAD(P)-binding protein. The transcript has 4 exons. NCBI's taxonomy places the organism in Eukaryota, Fungi, Ascomycota, Dothideomycetes, Mytilinidiales, Mytilinidiaceae. Gene Ontology annotation, molecular function: oxidoreductase activity, acting on the CH-OH group of donors, NAD or NADP as acceptor. The coding region runs from base 1 to 756 and encodes 251 amino acids. The record is from RefSeq and is a predicted model, not a curated record.
AUGGUUUCCUGGGCUAUCACCGGCGCGACGCGAGGCAUUGGCUCUGUCGAUCCGAAGAACCAAGUGUUUGCCCUCAUUCGAAGUCGAGGAACUGCCGGUCCGCUUGAGAAGCUUGCUGCAAAGCGCAAAAACAUCCAUAUUGUAGUGACCGAUAUCUCCGACCCGAGGAAGUUGGAUCAGGCUACCGCUGAAGUCUCUAAAGUCACAGCCGGUUCGCUUGAUGUCUUGAUUCUCAACGCUGGCUCCGCAGGGCCAGAUACCAACGCGCUACCGCCAAUAAAAAUUGACUGCUCCCAGAUCAAAAACAACCUGAUCAGCAACAUCUACGUCAUCCACUCCUUCCUCGAUCUCGUUCGUAACGGCAAAGAGAAGAAGAUCAUAUUCAUUUCCAGUCAGAGUGGAGACGUUGAGGUCACUCGUAUCUCUGGCCUACCUACCAUGCUGGGAUAUUCUAUCAGCAAGGCUGGCAUGAACAUGGUCACCACCAAGUUCGGCAUUGAAUUAGCCCAAGAUGGCAUCAAGACACUGUCUAUGAGUCCAGGAUGGGUAAACACAGAUGCUGCUCAAGCAGUCACAGGCGACCCGGAGAUACGCAAAUUCAUGCUAAGUGCCUUUCACAAGAUCGACCCAAGCGUUAAUGGACCGAUUCCGGUAGAUGAAUCAGUCACCGCUAUGCUUCAGGUGAUUCAGAACUUGACGGAAGCGAACAGUGGGAAAUUUCUGACGCAUCACGGAAAUGAUGAUGAGUGGUUCUAG